GACGGUUAUGGUGGAGAGGUGUUGGCGCGCAUGGGCGUGCGCACUAGUCCUGGUGGGCGUGGCGGAGGGCGUGGCUUCGCAGCGUGACCUCACCUUGCCACUCCUCCAGGAAGAAGCGGCGAGGUUCCCCGUCUUCUUCAGCAUUCCCGAGCCAAGAGCCGAGCCGAGCAAGCGGCAGUCGUUCAGCGCGUGGGGGGGGAAGCGGGCCAGCUGGCACCCGGCCCUGCGCUCCGGCUCGGGCCUCCCGCUCAGCCUGAGGGACAUUUACCUUCACCUGUUCAAGCAAGCAAGGUACAGCAAUGACGGAUAUCUGCCCUCCUCCGACGGGGAGCUGAAACGAGCCUCCUUCAGCCCCUGGGGCGGAAAACGCGCCAGCUCCCAUUACUUCACCCUAACACGCUCCCCAUUCGAGACACCCCGAGGGACCCCGAAAGGCCUGCCUUUAGCCCAUGGGGAGGGAAGCGGUCCGCUCCUGCAGGACUCGCACUCAAUGACUUCGACAUGGGCUCUUCGGCGCAGCCGGAGGAGUCCCUGGGGGCGACGGGGAAACGCGUGGCCUUCUCGCCGUGGGGAGGGAAGCGUUCUGUUCGAGCCGCUUUGGGCGGACAGGGAGAUGCUCUGGCUCUGGACGCUCCGGAGAUGCUCCUAGACGGUGACGAAGACACUGAGGGCGACAUUUUCCCCUCUUCAGCCACUGUGUACGACGCCCCCGGACGGUUCAAGAGAAUGGCCGAGGACGACGGCGGAGCCACUCCUGCCGAAGCCAUGGGUGAGGCGAUCCACGACAAGAAUGCCACCAGGAACGCCAGAGACACGCAAUCUCUCAAUAACGCAGCCACCAAAUGGAACGCCCCAACGCCCGCGCUGCUGGAGAGAAGGGCGUUCAGCGCAUGGGCGGGGAAGAGAGCGGACGGGGAGGACGUUAAACGACAAGCCUUCAGCCCUUGGGCAGGAAAACGGAGUUCUGACGACGAAAAGAGACAAGCCUUCAGCGCCUGGGCAGGCAAGAGAUCCUCCGACGAUGAAAAGAGGCAAGCCUUCAGUCCCUGGGCCGGAAAGAGAGCCUUUGAAGACGAAAAAAGACAAGCUUUUAGUGCCUGGGCAGGGAAACGCGCCUCUGACGACGAAAAAAGACAAGCUUUCAGCGCCUGGGCUGGCAAAAGAGCUUUUGAUGAGGAAAAGCGUCAAGCCUUUAGCCCAUGGGCUGGGAAAAGGGCGGACGAGGAAUCAAAAAGACAAGCCUUCAGUCCCUGGGCUGGAAAGAGGGACUUCAGCGCCUGGGCAGGGAAGCGGGCUUCGGAGGAUGAGAAGAGACAGGCCUUCAGCCCCUGGGCGGGGAAGAGGGCCUCUGACGACGAGAAGAGACAGGCCUUCAGCCCCUGGGCGGGGAAGAGGGCCCCUGACGACGAGAAGAGACAGGCCUUCAGCCCCUGGGCGGGGAAGAGGGCUUCUGAUGACGAGAAGAGACAAGCCUUCAGCCCCUGGGCGGGGAAGAGGGCUUCUGAUGACGAGAAGAGACAAGCCUUCAGCCCCUGGGCGGGAAAGAGGGCCUUCGAUGAAGAGAAACGGCAGGCCUUCAGCCCUUGGGCAGGAAAACGCUCCCCCGACGAUGAAAAGCGACAGGCCUUCAGUCCCUGGGCCGGAAAGAGGGACUUCAGCGCCUGGGCAGGGAAGAGAUCUAGCGUCGAGGCAGACGAGAAACAACCCUUUAGUGCCUGGGCAGAAAAGCAGUCCGAUGAAGGACAGGACCAUGAAUUUCCUUUCUUGAAAAUGCCUCCGCAAGCAUGGACGAGAGAGGAAGCUGUUUCGCAUAGCCUCUAGUGAGCACUUGGAACCACCUUUGUUCCACAAGUUAAUUCCUGAGGCCUAUCAAAUAUAUAUACACAUA
Penaeus vannamei (Pacific white shrimp) is the source of this 1888-nucleotide messenger RNA. NCBI's taxonomy places the organism in Eukaryota, Metazoa, Arthropoda, Malacostraca, Decapoda, Penaeidae. The record is from RefSeq and is a predicted model, not a curated record.